AACGAAGAAUAUAUAAAUCUGUUAAAUAAAAUUGUACUUUACCAAUGAAAAAUUACGUUGAUAAAAUCCUAGUAGCACAGAUCGUUAUGACCCGCCAAGAGCAGUUAUUGGGGAUAUGAAAAAGUUUACGGUCACGUGGUAUAACGAACCACGUGCAAGGAUUGACGAACGUCACCAUCUGUCGGAAAACGUCAGAAUUUCAAUAGUACAUUGCAUACACCUAGAAAGCGCGUAAUGUUUUACAGAAGAUUUCCAUCUUAGCCAUCUCGAAGAUAUUUUAUGAAUCAUUAUAUUGGAAAUUGUGCAUGUACAUUUAGUAUAGAAAUAAGUAUAAAGGAAUUAUUAAUAAGAUUUAUUUAAUUAAUUUUACAUAUCGUUUAUUCAUUGUCUUAAUCAUCAUUUAAGUUGAAAAUUUUGUUUGCAACACAUCCGAGACGUAUUUUCUGAUAAGGUAUAAAAAUCUUAAAGAGCUCUCACAUUAAUUUCUUUGUUAAUAUUUCAAUAAAUUCGCAUGUUAGUCCUUGUCACAUUUUUUGAUGGGAAUACAAUGUCCUGGGAAGUACCAUGACCAAUGUUUUCUUUCUACUAAAAGUUUUGCUAAUGCAUUUCACAAGUUAACUUGUUACAAGUUAAUACUUGUUACAUUGUAAGAAUGGAUAGCCUUUUUACGCAAAAUAUAUGCGAUGAUUUAGAAGAUAUACCCCAAAUAGAUCAACCUGUUUGGAUUCUUGGAAAGAAAUAUCAUGCUUUAACAGAAUUAGAAGCAAUACGUAAAGAUAUCUUAUCCAAGUUAUGGUUUAGUUACCGUAGAGGUUUCAUUCCCAUCGGUGGUUAUAAUUCUACAUUUACAACUGACAAAGGAUGGGGCUGUAUGUUAAGAUGCGGACAAAUGGUUCUUGGUCAAGCUUUAGUCUUUUUACAUUUAGGCAGAGAUUGGCGUUGGACACCAGAAACAAAAAAUAUGACGUACCUGGAAAUAUUGAAACGCUUUGAAGAUAAGAGAGCUGCUCCUUUCUCCAUUCAUCAAAUAGCGUUAAUGGGAGCGUCAGAAGGAAAAGAAGUCGGACAAUGGUUUGGUCCAAAUACCAUUGCACAAGUAUUAAAAAAAUUGGUUGUGUACGAUGAAUGGAGCUCUAUUACAAUACAUGUAGCUUUGGAUAAUGCUUUAAUAGUUAAUGAUAUCUUAAGACAAUGUAAAGUGGAAGGUGGUACAACAGUUGAAGUAGAUGGUAAAGAACCAUUGAAAGCACCGAGCCAAUGGAAGCCUUUAUUAUUAUUAAUACCACUUCGUCUUGGUUUGAAUGAAAUUAAUCCUGUUUACCUCAAUGGACUUAAAACUUCAUUCAAGAUACCACAAUCUCUAGGAGUAAUCGGUGGAAAACCAAAUCUUGCUUUGUAUUUUAUUGGCUGUGUUGGAGAUGAAGUGAUUUAUUUGGAUCCACAUACGACACAGCGUUCAGCUAAUAUUGACAAUGAGAGAGAAAUAGAUCUCACAUAUCACUGCAAGUCUGCUAGUCGUAUUUCUAUUACAGAAAUUGAUCCCUCCGUAGCACUUUGCUUUUUCUGUGCUACAGAAAAGGAUUUUAAAUCUAUGUGUAAAACUAUGCAAGAUGAAUUAUUAGAGCCUGAGAAACAACCAUUAUUUGAAUUAUCUUCAGAGAGAUUAGUUAAUUGGUCACCGGCUGAAGAUGUAGUAUCUGAGGCAAUAGGAGCUACUAAUUUUUUAGAUUUUGAACAUAUAGAACGUCAAUAUGAUACAUCUGAUGAAGACUUUGAGUUACUUGGUUGACACUUAAUAUACGAAACAACAAGUAAUCGACUUAAAAGAUUUAAUUUUAUUUCUUAUAAAAAAAUUCUUAUAUUGUUUUUCGUGUGGAUUUCAACGUAACAAUUUACUAUUAUUUUACUACUAUAAUCUGAUUUAAAUGAUUUGAAACUAAAUAUGUCUUUCUAUUAUAUGUGAAGAUAUUUAUAAAAAAAUUUAAUCUUUACAAAUUUAAUAAUAUUUCACAUAUAUAAAUAUGUCAUAUACACAUAAAAGAUUUAGAAGAGCAAGUUACACACAGAAUGGAAAUUGAGAUACUAUAACUAUUCAAUCAUUAUAUUUACAUAAAUCUCUUUAUAGUGCAAAGUUAAAAUGUUGAAUUAUAAUAUCUCUUACAAGAAAAUAAUAUAAAAUACAGAUUCUUCAGGAACAUUAGUAGAACAUUUCUUAUCAGUUUUAUAUUUGAAUAA
Molecule: messenger RNA, 2235 nt
Organism: Vespa mandarinia (Asian giant hornet)
Lineage: Eukaryota; Metazoa; Arthropoda; Insecta; Hymenoptera; Vespidae
Gene: Atg4a
Product: Autophagy-related 4a
Biological process (GO): protein delipidation; protein processing; C-terminal protein lipidation
Cellular component (GO): cytoplasm
Molecular function (GO): protein-phosphatidylethanolamide deconjugating activity; cysteine-type endopeptidase activity
Source: RefSeq, a predicted model, not a curated record